Messenger RNA from Cucumis sativus (cucumber), 1341 nucleotides. RefSeq names its product glutelin type-A 2. NCBI's taxonomy places the organism in Eukaryota, Viridiplantae, Streptophyta, Magnoliopsida, Cucurbitales, Cucurbitaceae. Gene Ontology annotation, molecular function: nutrient reservoir activity. Bases 93 to 1112 code for a protein of 339 amino acids. The transcript has 2 exons. The record is from RefSeq and is a predicted model, not a curated record.
UGGCUGUAUAAACGGCCAAAAGCUACAACCCCUCCUCGUGGGAUUUCCAAACGAUACAAAGAAAGAAAUCGUUCAGUUCAACCUAUAUCAAUAUGGAGGAGCAAAACUUGAAGGCAAUGAAUCCAAGAAAACACUUCGAGGGAGUUGGAGGAUCAUAUAACAAAUGGUAUCCUUCUGACUAUCCGCUUCUAGCUCAAUCCAAAGUCGGUGCCGGUAUGCUCCUCCUCCACCCUCGAGGCUUCGCUAUUCCUCACUACUCCGACGCCUCAAAAGUCGGUUAUGUUCUUCGUGGUAACAAUGGAGUGACUGGAUUUAUCUUCCCAAACACCUCCAAUGAAGAAGUAAUCAAACUAAAAAAAGGAGACAUAAUUCCUGUCCCUACCGGAGUCACCUCGUGGUGGUACAACGACGGAGAUUCUGAUUUGGAAAUCGCCUUUUUGGGUGAAACCAAAUACGCCCAUGUCCCUGGAGACAUCUCUUACUACAUUCUAAGCGGCCCUCAGGGAAUCUUGCAAGGUUUCUCACAAGACUAUGUAGCCAAGACUUUUAACUUAAACGAAAUGGAUACCUCUACACUUCUAAAUAGCCAACAAAAUGGAAUGAUUUUUAAGCUUCAAGAAGGCCAAACUUUGCCGACUCCAACUAAGGACACCAAGUUUGUUUAUAACCUUGAUAAUUAUGACUUCUUUAUGAAGGUCUCUGAAUCUGAAUUUCCAUUUAUUGGAGAAACUGGCUUGGCUGUUGUUGUCGAAAGGCUUGGUCCUAAUGUGGUUCGGUCGCCGGUGCUUCUUGUCAGUCCGGCGGAUCAACUGAUCUAUGUUGCUCGAGGAUCAGGGACGGUUCAGAUCGUCGGAUUGUCGUCGUCGAGCAAAAUAGAACUUCAUGUGGAAAGUGGUCAGUUGAUUUUUGUUCCCAAGUAUUUUGCUGCUGGUAAGAUUGCUGCUGAACAAGGCAUGGAGUUCUUCUCCAUUCUCACUGCUAAACUGGGUUUGGUGGGAGAAUUGAAGGGGAAAACAUCAGUUAUGGAGGCUUUAUCUGCAGAGGUCAUUGAAGUUUCAUUCAAUAUCACAGCUGAGUUUGAGAAAGUUUUGAGGUCAAACAUAACAAAUUAAAAAGAAACAUUAAAGCUUCAUCUUUGGAUUAAAACUGGAUGUUCUUAUUCAUGCACGUUCUUCUUCGGUGUGUCAAUGUGAUAUGGAUAUGGUUAAUUACCUAUAAUCUAUCUAUCUGUUACUAUUGGGUUUGGUACUGUGCUUUUCAGCAAUUGUAACUUGCUUCUCCUAUUUUGAAUAAAUAAACGUGUGCAUGUGUGUGUGUGUGCCCUUUUUUAUUUAAUUAUAA